CCACCCGACCCUUGUUUUGGUUCUUCUCUCAGCGCCUUUUCAUCUUCGUUCCUCUCCUCUCCCCGGACUCCGUCCUUGCAUCGCACCUCCCCGUGGUCUCCAGCAUAAGCUGGCGCCCUAAUCCGCGCUCACCGAUAAUGCUGCAGGAGUUCGUCGACAACGUCAUCGCCGUCAUCAAAGAGUCUGUGAAGACAUUCACAUAUGAGACGUUGAACAACAUCGCGAGAUUGAUAAAUGGAAUAUCAGCACUCUUGUUGACACUGUUACCUGGAAAAGCCAACAUUUUGGAAGGGGUCAGUGGCUGGGAACUUAGGCCAGCAUUUCGCGGGCCACGUCUUCCUCGUUGGAUGGAAAGUGGGGUCUCUUCAUUUAACGAGUUCAUUCACGAACUUUCUGCCGAUUCGGAGUUUGAAUCAAUUGCUGGCUCUGUCCCUGGGGAUGAUGACAAUGAAGAGUUUGUCUGCCCUCCUUCUCCGUUGUCCCAAAGUUCACGAUUGUCACACACAAGCAGCUUUGGUAGACAUGACCGUCGAUUGAGAAGGCCUAUCAAAUAUGCAGUUUCCUGGAUUAUUUGGCCUGUGAAGAUUUUCCUUUCUUUGCUGCUCGUCUUGUUCAAUGCUGUCAAAUAUCGGAUAUCAAGGGCAUCUGCUAAAACCCCAGAAAGUCCUUAUUUAUCGAGGAGCAUAUCUGCGAAAAAACCAAUUCACAUGAAGGAUCAAGUCCUACAACGAACGACUGAUAGAAGGCGCGGAGUUGUCGAGGAUGUUCAUUUGGCAGUUGAGAUAUUCAUUGAAUCAGUUUUUGACGUUGUUCAUAAAGGAGCACAUUAUGUUCUUUCUCCUUCUGAGGUGUGGCAGAAGUUAUUUUGGUGGAUUCAUGGAAACAGGGUUGGUAACAGUAGUCCUGCUGUUGAUGUGCCAACAGCUAACAUUGGCAGUGAUAAUCCAGUUCCAACUGAAAGGAAGACCGUAUAUCGUCAUGCAUUGAACACAGAUUCUCGGACAUGUGAAGAUGUUAUAACUGAACUUGGGUAUCCUUUUGAGGCUAUAAAGGUGGUUACUUCAGAUGGAUAUGUUCUGCUGCUGGAGAGAAUCCCCAGGCGUGAUUCACGGAAGGUUGUGUUGUUGCAACAUGGAGUACUGGACUCAUCUAUGGGUUGGGUAUCAAAUGGUGUUGUUGGCUCACCUGCAUUUGCAGCUUAUGAUCAAGGUUAUGAUGUUUUUCUUGGAAAUCUCCGUGGUUUGGUUUCAAGAGAGCAUAUGGAUAAAAAUCUUUCUUCCUCCAAGUACUGGAAAUAUUCUGUCAAUGAGCAUGGAACCAAAGAUAUGCCAGCAAUAAUCGAGGAAAUUCACAAGAUUAAAACUUCAGAACUUGGCAGCAGUCAGAAUCUUAUUGGGGAGGAAAUGGAAGAUCAAAAUGGUGACAUAAAGAAUUCGGAAAUACAGACUUCAGAGGAAGACGUGACAAAAAAUCAGCCUUAUAAGCUCUGUGCUGUCUGCCACAGCCUGGGUGGUGCAGUUAUGUUGAUGUAUGUGGUGACAUCAAGGAUUGCGCAGAAGCCCCACAGGUUGUCAAGAUUGGUCUUGCUAUCUCCUGCCGGUUUUCACGAGGAUUCAAAUGUGGUGUUCAGCUUGGUGGAGAAGAUCAUCCUGUUUGUUGGUCCAGUACUUGCUCCACUUGUGCCUGGGCUGUACAUACCAACUCGAUUCUUCAGGAUGCUUCUGAACAAAUUAGCUAGGGAUUUCCACAACUAUCCAGCUUUGGGUGGUCUCGUCCAAACCCUUAUGGGGUACGUUGUUGGUGGUGACAGUUCAAAUUGGGUGGGAGUACUUGGGUUGCCUCACUACAACAUGGAUGACAUGCCCGGUGUAUCGUUUCAUGUUGUACUCCAUCUUGCACAGAUAAAGAGGGCGAAGAGGUUCCAAAUGUAUGACUAUGGAAGUGCCGCGGCAAACAUGGAAGCGUAUGGAACACCAAAACCAUUGGACCUGGGAGCUCACUACAGUCUUAUUGACAUCCCCAUGGACCUGGUUGCUGGGCAAAGAGACAGAGUAAUCUCACCAACCAUGGUGAAGAAGCACUACAAGUUGAUGCGGAAGGCUGGUGUUGAAGUCUCCUAUAAUGAAUUCGAGUAUGCUCAUUUGGAUUUCACAUUUUCACACAGGGAAGAGCUUUUGUCCUAUGUUAUGUCCCGCCUGGCCUUAGCAGCUGACGCAGGUAAAGGCCGCAUCAAGCAGACCACUGUGCGACUAAGGAAGCCGAAGAGAGUUCAGUCAGAAAUGGAGAAGGAUCGUGCCAUGGAGUAUAGAGGCGCAGAUGAAGAGAUACCUGGUGAACCAAAUGGGCAUAGCAAGUGAUGCAAAUUUCUGACUAGCUGUUGUUGUACGUAGUUUUGUGCAUAGGUAGUAUAUAUACGACACGCCGCUCUCUGCAUACUUCUACAAUCUACACCAUGUAGAAGAAUAUUUGAGGAUGGAUAGUGCACAGUUUUAAUAGUGAAGUUCGAUGGGGACUCUUUUAUAUCCUUGUCGGAAACCAGACUGGUACAUGUAUACAUGAUAUGUUAAUGUUUUCACACAAAUGAAUAUAACUGACACAGGGACAGGCUAUUUUUU
This is a messenger RNA of Triticum urartu, 2615 nucleotides long. RefSeq lists its product as uncharacterized. Gene Ontology annotation, biological process: lipid metabolic process. NCBI's taxonomy places the organism in Eukaryota, Viridiplantae, Streptophyta, Magnoliopsida, Poales, Poaceae. The record is from RefSeq and is a predicted model, not a curated record.